UCUUUCCACUUUUAUCUUGUAAAUGAGGGUGCUUUUUUGUGUGACACCACCAACACUUAUUUCUAGAGACAUAGCUUUGACCAACUCUUCCUACCCACUACCUAUUUCAGCCACAGUCCUUUCCUGUUUAUUGCUUUUAUGAUGGCUGGUCAUCGUUCUGCCCUAUCCCAUCUCACCCUCGGAACGACUUCUUGGGGCAUUUAUUAUUACACAAGUCCCCCAAGUGACACGAGGUGUGACCUCCUGUUUAGAACACGUCUCCUCUAUCCGUACCAUUUCCCCGAUUCUCUGGUUUGCGAUGCGACCUGCGUACAUACGCGAGGAGUUGCAUGUGCGCUUAGGCAGGGCAGGGACUUGCUUGGGGGAACGGACAAGCAAGCCGGUUUCAAAGCCAACGGUAAUCUUACUUCCUCUCUUAUGGAUUUCCAACUACGCACUUCAUAGGUCGUAUUCACGACAAUGGCUGAAACCGUUUCCGUCAUAGCCGGUUGUGGCAAC
Molecule: messenger RNA, 498 nt
Organism: Aspergillus heteromorphus CBS 117.55
Lineage: Eukaryota; Fungi; Ascomycota; Eurotiomycetes; Eurotiales; Aspergillaceae
Exons: 1
Coding region: 139-444 (101 amino acids)
Source: RefSeq, a predicted model, not a curated record